Messenger RNA from Saccharomyces mikatae IFO 1815, 1233 nucleotides. RefSeq names its product Atg34p (gene ATG34). The transcript has a single exon. Lineage: Eukaryota; Fungi; Ascomycota; Saccharomycetes; Saccharomycetales; Saccharomycetaceae. Bases 1 to 1233 code for a protein of 410 amino acids. The record is from RefSeq and is a predicted model, not a curated record.
AUGGGCCCAAUGAAAAUUUCAGUAGAAACGCCUUUAUUUGACUUCGAUGUAAUCGACCAAUUUAAGAAAUCAACCUUUUCAGUGCCAAAUACUAGGGUUAAAACUAUUAGUGGAUGCAUUGAGAAGUUCACCAAUGAAAAUAAUUUAUAUGAUAACCAACAUAUAUUUUGGCAACCCGUCAAAAAAUCGAAUGUCAGAUUGUUGCUAAAUACCAAUGAUUUUGGCCAGUUAGGAAACUUUUUGCGUCAACAAAUUAAAUGCAACAUUUUUAUUGGCGAGGAAACGUUGAAGAAAUAUGAACUGACUAUAUCUGGAUUCUACGACAACUUUUUGGGAGGUUCUGCCCCUAGUAUAAGCAAUGUUGUGAAGGAUAAGGACGUUGCAGUGUCACGCAAGAGUUUGAGCAAUACAUCAAAACAACUCUCUAUACUUGAAAAGCCCACAAAUAAGGCACAACAUCAACCAGCGCAACCAAGUGAGGUAGAGGAGAAGAAGUAUGUUUUGCUAUCUGGAAACAAGCCCGAACUCACAAAGUUUUUUUCUAAUCUUGAAAGUAAUGUGCAAUUACAAGAGGUUUAUGAUGGUUAUAAAGCUUACAAGAAGCUACUAAAUAAGUUUAAUGGUCAAAAAAGGAGAAUGGAGUCUUUCUUAAAUGAAGACAUUCCGGCGCCAGAUGGCGAAAACAUGAAGCAAGUAGCUUUAUUUGAGAAACUGGACGAAAAGGAGAAACACCUUGUGGAACCAAAUGAUCAGUCAUUACACGUUGAAGUGGGUAACGAAGACAAUUCACUGCAUUUCAUAUUAAGCAACAAUACAAAAUCAAUAGUUCCAGGGAAUUGUACGUUGGAGUUCUCAAGUCCGACCUCCGAGAUAUUCAGGAUCAGAAUGGGGCCGCAUGAAAUAGGUAUAAAAGGGCAAAAAGAGUUACGGUAUUUUCCAUCUCUAUCUACUCCUCUCUCUGAUUAUACAAUCAAAGUUAUAAAUCAGGACGGUGAUACCAUAUUCGUUGGUAGAUGUGCUGAUUCCAGUGAUAUAAGUUUGAAAUCCCCAUUGCCCUCAUAUUCAACGGGUAGUUUUCACACGUUACAAGACCCUGAUAAUAUAUUCCGUGCGGAUGCGCUUUCUUCGUUUGAUGAAUUGAGCAUCGUAAGCACCCCUUUUUUAGAUGAGACAGAGAAUUCCUAUAAUUCUGGUUCCACAUUAAGUAGGCCAUUUACAUGGGAAGAAAUAUAA